UGCUUCCUUGCCUCUUACACAUAAUGGAUACCUGGCAGAACCGUGGGUGGCAAGCUGUAAACCAGAUAUUCAUACACGCAGUAAGUCUGGGACCUACAAAACCAAGAUUCUCGAAAAUACAUUCUUUAUUCCCCGAGUGGAUCUCAGAAGCAGCAUUUCUAGGGGACCUUGGCUGCCUGCCCACAGCGGUUCAAGGACUCCAGAUUGGUGCGAGCCUGGGUCUAAAGGUGGAAGGCCCUUGCAGCUUGUAUACUGAAGUCAGAACUGUGCCAAGGUCACCUAGGUCGCAAGGGUCCGCUAGGCGAUACCUGCUUUAAUUACAAGCCCUGCUUUAAUUGGGAUCCAAGGCGCCGGAUUUAGAGCGCAAAGGCGGAAGUGAGGAGCAGCCAUUGAGCAGCGCUUCACUGGGUGUCCACAGACUUUCACCAAUAGGGUCUGACUAGUGCCGGUUGUAGUCCAAUGAAAAUGCUAAAGGGGAGGGGUUUAGUGGGUAUUCUCCAGUCAACUGGGCCGUUUGCUUCUGCUAUAGGUAGGUAGUCCUGCCCUUAGGUCCGAGCGCGCUUGCCCAAUUGGCGGCUACCAAGGGGGGCGUGGCACGGCGCGGUACUGAGGCAGGUAGCUGAGAGUCAGUCCGACGCGCGGUCGCCGUGCAGUCCUGUCGCGGCCGCACGGCCGCAGCAUGGCCGGCCUGGGGCGGCUCGAUCCGGGGCCGCGAACCGUGAUGCCCGCCUGGAAACGGGAGAUACUUGAGCGGAGGCGAGCUAAACUGGCCGCUCUGAGCGGAGGCCCGGGAUCUGGAGCGGCACCGGAUGGGCCUAACGAGCGGCUGGUGCUGGCGGAGAGUCUGGGUCCACUAAGCCAGAACCCGUUCAUGCGACUUGAAUCGGAGAGGCGGCGCGGGGCGCGGCCCGCUCAGCAGCUGCUGGAGCUGUACUGUCGUGUGCCCGGCGUGCGGACCAUUCGAGCCGACAACAUCCUCAUCAUCGAGUCAGCGCCAGGGUUCCCGCCCGCUGUGCCGCCCGCUUCGAGCAUCCGCGCUGCCGAGGUAGUGGUGUACGAGGAGCCACAGCCCGGCCGGGUCAGCCGCCUGCUAGAAAAGUUCGACUCGCCUGCUGCGCCCCGCCGCCGCGGGAGCCCAGAGCGCUUCCGCCCUGCGCUCCCGCAGUUUCCCGUGGCGCCUGCAUCUGCUGCCACGCGCGCUCCUACCAAUCGGUCGUUGGCUCCUGCCCCACCGGUGCUCCCUAGCCAGCCCGCACCCCCUAUUUCGCCUGUCCCCGUUGCCCAGCGCGCGGGUCAGCGCUCUGCCUGUUGCGAGCCCGCGCACCCCGACGGCACUGCGGGCCCCGGGGCCCGGCGCAGCGACUUCCUACAAAAGACCGGCAGCAACUCCUUCACUGUCCACCCCCGAGGCCUGCCCGGCAGUGCGGUCAAUCGCUCGCUUUCUAAUGGACCCAUGACUCAGGAAUCCCCUGCCGGCCCUGCCAAUGGGUUGUCGGGCUCUCCGCCUGUACCGGGCAAGUGGAAGCCAAAGGUGGAGUCAAAGGAACCCUCCCUCCACCCAUCCCCAAGCCCUGGGACCCCAAGUGCCACUCCAGUUGGGCCCCCUGCCUUCCUGGCGCCCAGCCCAGCCAGUGCCACUCCCAGUCAGCGCCAGUGGGUCUCCUCUGCCACCAGCGCCAAUGACUCCUUCGAAAUAAGGCCAUCCUCCAAGCCAGACAUGGAAACUAUCCCAAUUGGGGACCUUCAGGCCAGAGCCCUGGCCAACCUCAGAGUGAACUCCCGCAACUCCUUCGUGUUGAUCCCCAAGCGCAAAGCCCCUGGGAACUAUCCUUCGGCGGGGAGGCAAUUCGAGGAGCCAAAGGGGGAGGUGGGCUGGGCCUCUCAGAGCCAGGGGCUCGGAUCCCAGCUGGUGUCUACAGUGGAUGGUGCACCUGCCCUAGAGAAGAGUUCCUUGGCUGCUGAGAUGCAGUGGGCAAUUAGGGAGGGAGGCUGCCCCAGGCCAGCCAUUUCUGACACAGACAAGUCUGUUAGGAGGCAGAGGCCAGCCUCACCACCUCCAUUUCUACCAGCCACUACUGAAGCUGAGCCGGCUGAAGGCUUGGGGGUUCCUGGCUUGACCAAGAAUGGCCAGGAGCCUGUGAGGCCAGGACUUCCAGUCACCUUCAUUGAUGAAGUAGACUCAGAGGAGGAGGCCUUUCAAGAAGCCAAACUGCCCUCUUCAGCAGUUGGUGUGCCUUCCCAGUACCACCUGCACCCUUCCACACCUGGGCACACCUCAGAGCUCCUCAACCGAGGUAGCAACACUUUCACAGUAGUGCCCAAGAGGAAGCCGGGGACCCUUCAGGAGCCACACUUAAGUCAGACUAAUGGGCAGUCCCAGCAAGGGGCAGAGGAACAGGAUGCUGAUAGCCUCUCAGGACCCCACACUACCCUGGAGAAUGCCCUAAAGAAACGAUACCCCACUGUGAAUGAGAUUGAGGUGAUCGGUGGUUACCUGGCCCUGCAGAAGUCCUGCCUCAUCAAGGCUGGCUCUUCCAGAAAAAAGAUGAAGAUCUCCUUCAAUGACAAGAGCCUGCACACAACAUUUGAGUACCCUUCUGAGAGCUCUCUGGCCCAGGAAGAGGCAGAGGAGGAGGAGGAAGAGGAGGAGGAGGAGGAAGGAGAGGAUGGUGAAGAGGAGGAAGUGGGGCCUGACUCAGAGAAAUCCUUCACAGUUCUCUUGCCCCGGGCCACAUUUGUAAGCAGUGUGGGACCUGAGAGCAGCUCAGGUCUGUCCAGCUACACUCCAAAGCAUUCCAUGGCCUUCAGCAAGUGGCAGGAGCAGACACUGGUGCAGGCUCCAACUGAGGUGGAGCUCCCACCAAAAGAGGUCAUGCUCACACCUGCCAGUCAGAAUGAUCUCUCGGACUUCCGCAGCGAGCCAGCCCUCUAUUUCUGACCCCUGCAACUGUCAGGAUGGCCAAGACUUAGCCCCAGGUGUGGUGGUCCUGGAAGCCAGUCAAUACCCAGGAGCCCUGACUGUAUUCUGUGCCCCUUCCACCUGGCUCUCCCUGCCUUCUUUCUGUGUUGUCUCCUUCUGCCUUUAGGGCCAGAUCUGAAUCUCACGCCAAUGAAGAACAGGUGGGAAUUGCCUGUGGGACAGGCUGACAUCUGUCCAUAUUGUCUCAUCUGUGAUGAGGUGGAGGCCUGAGCAGAUCUUGUCCCAAGGUGCUGUUGGACAUUUCAGCCUCUACCUUUUGGGGAGUGGCCACUGUCAGGAGUAAGAGGCUACCAUAGCUAUUUGUUCUUUGCCGAAAUCCAAGCUCAUGAUUCUACUAUGGUGGACCUCAGCCACUCCUCAUGAAAGAUGGCAGGGUGUUUUUUUUUUCUCCCCCCAGAUAUUAGAAUCAAUAAACAGCACUGUAACACGG
Molecule: messenger RNA, 3410 nt
Organism: Rattus rattus (black rat)
Lineage: Eukaryota; Metazoa; Chordata; Mammalia; Rodentia; Muridae
Gene: Tprn
Product: taperin
Exons: 4
Coding region: 680-2938 (752 amino acids)
Biological process (GO): stereocilium maintenance; auditory receptor cell stereocilium organization; sensory perception of sound
Cellular component (GO): stereocilium base
Molecular function (GO): phosphatase binding
Source: RefSeq, a predicted model, not a curated record